CCCUUGUUCGAGCUGCUUAGCCCUCUGUUCAGUCCUUUACGCCGCGUGUUCGAGCCUCUGUUCAGCCUCUGUUCCGUGGCCUUUCAGCCACCGUUCCGCCAUUGUCCAACUCCAUUCAGCCAUCUCCGUCGCGAUUUAAAGCUCCUCCCUUUCCCUCUACUGUUUGAAUUUCAGAACUGCUCCAUCCUAUGAGACGGAACGAGAUCAUAUCCAAAUACGGACUUGCCGAGGGAUAUUUCUUUGCAUUUUGAUCAUUCCCUCUUGAUGUGGGAGUUCUAGUGCAAGUGGAGUUUUUCCUUUUUUCUGAGAUUUUGGACUCAAGUACCAGUGUGGAAUGGGACGGCAAAUAUGAUCCAAAAUUUUCAGGCAGCUGAUGUAUUCCUGCUAGCAUUCUCUCUCAUAAGCAGGGCUAGCUAUGAAAAUGUUGCCAAGAAAUGGAUUCCUGAGUUGAGGCAUUAUGCUCCUGGUAUUCCAAUUAUUCUUGUUGGAACAAAACUUGAUCUUCAGGAUGAUAAGCAGUUUUUUCUAGAUCAUCCUGGUGCAGCGCCUAUCACCACAGUGCAGGGUGAGGAACUGAGAAAACUUAUCGGUGCUCCAGUUUAUAUCGAAUGUAGUUCAAAAACACAGCAGAAUGUGAAAGCUGUUUUUGAUGCGGCCAUCAAAGUAGUUCUCCAGCCUCCAAAGCAGAAGAAAAAGAAGAGAAAGGGUCAAAAAACCUGUUCCAUAUUGUGAUCUUCUCAGUUCUAAAUUGGUAGUUGGCAGAGGAUGACAUGACUGUAGCCAUUUCUUGGUAGUCUUUGCCAUUCUAUAUCUUUGCUGCAUAACACAUGAUGGUGUUGGUGUUUCGAAAACAUUACUGAACCAAAUGUUCGGACGAGAGGGACAAGAAUCCGAGGAGGGUAUUAGUCUGCUCAUCAGCAGAAAGUUGCUGAAGCUGAUGAAUGGAGACGUGCGGUAUCUGAGGGAUGCUGGCAAAUCAUCUUUCAUCUUAACAGUUGAAUUGGCUGCUUCCCAGAAAUUGAUUGCUUAAAGUUAUAGGAAAAUAAAUACUUUUGAGUUUUUGUACAUCAUAGAGACUGACAUAGAUUAGUUGAGACAAAUUUUGUACAGAAGGCUCUUUCUUUUCAUUUUGAAGAUUGUCCAUUUUGGUUUCUUCCUUGUAUCAUUCCUUUGAAAGUGUAAAAAUAGCACAUGAAUGAAAGAAAGU
Arachis duranensis is the source of this 1207-nucleotide messenger RNA. Its product is annotated as rac-like GTP-binding protein RAC1. Gene Ontology annotation, molecular function: GTP binding; protein kinase binding; GTPase activity. Lineage: Eukaryota; Viridiplantae; Streptophyta; Magnoliopsida; Fabales; Fabaceae. Gene Ontology annotation, biological process: small GTPase-mediated signal transduction; actin filament organization; cortical cytoskeleton organization. The transcript has 6 exons. Bases 349 to 732 code for a protein of 127 amino acids. Gene Ontology annotation, cellular component: plasma membrane; cytoskeleton; cell cortex. The record is from RefSeq and is a predicted model, not a curated record.